AUUGUAAUCGUACAAAUCGAAGUUUAAUAUCGAAAAUUAUUUUCAGCUGUGUUGUUGUGAGUUGUGUUUUUAUAAUGAACUUUUUUAGCUGUAAUAAUAUUUUUCAGUCACCAAUGUUCUGUGAUAUUUAUAAAUCAGUAAACUCUUAUUGUUUACUACAUCAUGCAAAUCGUAUAUUUAUUUAAUUUGAGAUAAUUUUUAAAGGUGUAGAGAAGAUGUAAGAGUAAACAGUUAUUUUCUUCCUUCCAAAAUGGAUACGAUGUGCAUAGCUUCCAAGUCUAAAAAUGAAGUAUCAAGCUCAGCAUCAGGCUUGAGGAGUGUAAUUUCAGAUGGAACAGCUCAAAAAGAAAAUGCUGAUUUUCGCCAAAAUAACAAUGCUCACUUGAAUCAUGCGUCUUUCAUACCAGUUUAUACCAAAAAGGCAGAUUAUUUCUCGGAUAAAGGAGAUGAAAAUAAAAGGUCACCAUUGCAUGGAGACCAGAAUCAACUUAAAACCACUGCUAAACAAAAUUAUCUGGCUGAGCAAAAUGAAAAGUUAUCUUUGAGGUCUUUACGGACUCAUGCUAGAAGGAGGUCUGUUGGGUUUGAGGAUAUGACAUCCAUGAAUGCCUGCUAUAGAAAUGAGACUGUGAUAAGAAAUGUAAACAAGUCUUCUGUACCUGACACAGCUUGUGGUAAGGUGUUAAACUCAGAUAAUGAUAUUCAUUUUGAUCACAAAAGAACAAAUCAAAAGGAGCUAAACUGCCUCUCCAUGUACAAUGAGAAUGCUAAGGUUAUGAAGAAUGCUAAUGACCAAAUGCAAGAAACUGAUCGACCAUAUCAGCACUAUAAAGAUAAAAGCUCAAAACGCAAAUCUAGUCUUAAUCGGAUGGACUUCAUCGACUUUCCUCUUGCCUAUAAUGGAAAGUCCCAGAACAGAAAAUCAUCAUAUAGAUCAAAAGAUAGCUCAUCUGAUGAAGAAUUUGAUACUAAGCUUAAACAGAAUUUAGAGACUAAUCAUAGUAAAAGAAAACAUAAUAUUGCUCCUGGAUCUGUUAAUGCAUUGUAUAGUUCUCAACAAAAAGCCCCCAAUGAAGUGCUUCAAAAUACCCCUCCUUUUACUAAAGCUAGAUUACUACCCAAAUCCUCACACAGCCCUCAUUCAAAACUUAGACAGCAUAAAAGGGCUCAUUCAGCUACUUUGCAGCAACAAAAACUAUCACAUUCAGCUGGGGAAUUAGAAUCUUUAACAGAUGAAGCAAAUACUACCAACAAAGUAUGCCUUUCUGCUCAAGAAUUUGACUCUCGAGAUUUGACUGGAUUCGGUUCGCGCCUCAGAACUCUGGCUGGAUCGAGAAUUAAAAAAUAUACGUCUAAGCUUCCGCCUGUGAAUAGGUCCAAUUCACCUCUAAAGAACACUGAUGCUAGUCAACAUCAAAGCAGCGUAUUAAAUAGUGAUAAAAACUCUAGUUCAACUGAAAACAAAGCUCAAAAUACAUCUUUGGAGGAGAAGGAAAAUGAGAAUGGUUGUUCCAGUGCUCUGAUGGCAGCUGAACCCAUCCUGAGCUGUAUGAAUUUAAAUGACUCUUUUGAACUUAAACACAUCGAUAGCAGAAGAGAGGAUGACUUAGAAGUAGCUGAUAGUACUAUAAAAUUGGAGAAUUUGGACAUUUCUGAGGCUGCUAGGAUCUCAGAUGAUAAUUGUGAUUCCGUGGGCUCCGACGGUGAAAAGCGACCUAGUUCUAUACUUCGUAAGAAAUACAUUGAAGAAAAGAAGGAACUGCAUAGUAUUCUCAAACCACCCCCGGAGGAUAAAUCCUCUAAAACUUUGCCUUCUAUAUUAAAACACAGAGAGAGUUCUGAGGAGAAGGAGCUGUGGCAGCAAUCUGACCUUCACUCCAUCUUAAAGAAAUCAACGAGUGAAGAUGAGAGCUGCAAUAGUGGCCCUGAUAUCCGUCCCAUUCUGAAGGUCAGUACUGAUGAAGAUUCUCCUGGAGGAGGGGGUUCGUCGAAACCCCGUCCCAUUCUCAAGAAACGGACUAGUUUCAGUGAGGAGUGCUGCUAUGCUAGUUACCCAAAUGGUGAGCUGAAACCAAUCCUCAAAAAGAAAACUCCUAUGCUCAACGAGGAUCAGCCUCGACCUUGUCUAAAAAGCAGGAGGAAAAGCGAGGAUGCCCGCUCUUCGUUGACAGAAUUUGUUGCAAGCCGUCCUCGUGCCUACUCUGCUGACAUGGGUGUUAAGCCUAAUCAUGAUAGACAGGAUGACAUAGAGCAGAAAAGCGAAGACUUUUGCAAAAGAGAGAGUCAACAACUUUAACCCUUGAGUUCUCUUAGCUGUUUUGGAAAGGUACUUUUGAGAUUAUGUACAUUUUUUUAAGGAGUUUAAUAUCACGUGUACAUAUUUUUUCAGACUUUUUAUAUUUGAAAAAAGUUUAUUGUAAUAUACAAGAUUGUAUAAUUUAGUUCAGUGGUUGAAGUAGUUAUGGAAUUUAAUUUAUAGUCUUUGUUUGUUUAGAUUAUGUGUAAUAUAGAAAUGAGAUUAAAAUAUUUAUAUUUUAAAAGGAAGAUAAAAAUUUAAGUCAUGAAAUUAGUUAAUUUAAAGGUUAUUGAUGACUGUGAAUUUUGAAUGUAUAUAUUUUAGUUAUAAAGAUUUUCUGUUUUCAUAAAAUCCUGUGUGCAAUACUUGUUUUAAAGUAUGUGAAAACAAUAAUAGUGUUUAUAUCGAGCUGUAUUGUAAUUGCAAUGUUAAUAGUUAAAAAUUUGUGUUGAACUUUGAAAUUAAAAAAAAAUUCUACAUGUGCUGUAAUAUGUUUAUUCAAAAUAAGUUUCAGUUAAUAAAAUUUAUUUCAAAUAUUUUGCAACUAUUUAGCUUUAAUAUGUUUGUUCUAUUUUUAAUUAUUUCAUUGAAAUUUUUUGUUGUGAAACUAAAAUUUUAUUUUAGAUCAAGAAAAUUGAUAGCAAAUUACCAUUGUUCAAAUUCUGUUAAAUUGUUAUUUAUGUUAUGUUUAUAACUAUUAUUCUGAAGUUUUUAUUAUACAAUAUUAAUUUUACUUUUAUGAAAAAUAUUUCAAAAAUUGUUUUGAAUUUUUUUUUUUUGUUAAAAAUUCUAAUGAUUAAGAAGUAAAACAGUUAUAAAUUUACUAUUUACUAGAUCUUUGCUUUCUUAUAAUUUAUUCAGUGUUUUGUGUCUGAAACAAUUUAAUUUACUUAAAGAAAACACUUAAUUUACACUAUGAAUGUAAACUGUUUGCCAUAUCAAUAUGAAUACAUAAUCCACUUGUAUUGUGAAGAAAUGUUAUAAGUCUAUCUGCAUGCAAGAAAUGAGUUAUAUGUAAGAAAUGCUUGUAAUUAAUGAAUAUUUGAUUUUUUUUAAAAAAUGUUGUCAUAGCUGCCAACAAAGAUAGGACAACAAUCGUUUGAAAUUAUCAUUAGCAUAUAAUUUUUUGGGAAUUUAAAAUGGUCCAUUUUCAAGAUUGAUUUUAUUGCUUUUUAACAUCCCAGCUUUUAUCUUUAAUAUUUAUAUUAUCUGUUAAUGUUCCUACACAUUAAGUUUGUAUGUCUUGUAAUGGGAAUCUUUUUUUCCAGUCAGCGAUUUGAAUUGAAAUUUGCAAUGAUAAUUUUAUUAAUUUAAGAUGUAGAAGACUCAUAAUAUUCUGAGUAUGUUUAAUCAAUAAUAAUAAUUUAAUUAAUCCUAUAUCAAUUUAGGAAGUGAACAAAUUUCUGAAUUUUUUUCAUCUAUUAAAUUUUCUACACAUUUACACUCUUGUAAUGAGUACCUUUCUUUUCUAUCAGUGGUUUGAAUUGAAAUUUGUAAUUUUAUUAAAUUAAGAUAUAGAAUACUCAUAAUAUUCUAAAUAUGUUUGAUCAACAAUAAUAGUUUAAUUAAUCCUAUACCAAUUUGGGAAAUGUACAAAUUUCUGAAAUUUUUUUUCCCUAUACCAUUUCUUUAUAAUAUUAACAUGAAGGAGGUCAGUUUUCUGCAAGAAGUCAUGCUAUUAGUUUAUGUAUCCCAGCCUUUAUCUUUCAUUUAUGUUAUCUCUUAAUUUUUCUACACAUUUAGUUUAAAUCCUUGUAAUAAGUAACUGUUUUUUUUCAAUCGGAGAUUUGAAUUGAAAUUUGUAAUUAUAUUUUUAUUUAUUAAAUAAAGAUAUAGAACACUCAUAGUAUUCUAAGUAUGUUUGUUUAAUCAACAAUAAUAGUUUAAUCCUAUACCAAUUUGGAAAGUUAACAAAUUUUUGCAUUUUUUUUUUAAUCCCUUAUACCAUUUCUUUAUAGUAUUACCAUGAAGGAUGUCUAACCUAAUAGUUUUCUGCAAGAAAACUAUUAGGUUAUGAAUAAAUAACCUGCAUUUAUAUUUUCUAUGUGAUAUCUCAGGAAAGGUUGGCAGCUAUGUUCUCAUGUUUAAUUCAUGACCUAACACUAUUAAUACAAUAAAGUUUGCAUCUUUGUUGUGUUAGUAAGUUACUUGCCUUCUUAUUUCAAGUGAAAGAUCGAAUUUCAAAACAAGAUUUUUAUGUGAAAAAAUGUUUUGUCUUAUCAUAUACAUGUUAAAUGGUCUGUAAAAUAGUAAAUUGACCUGUUGUAAAUUUGUUGUUUAUUCGAUAUAUACACUAAUAGGCUGUGAAAAUGAAACUGCCAUUGGUUUGUGUGUACUAUGGAUAUGACUGCUAAAAAAUAAAAAGAGGGAGUAAUUAAAAUUUAA
Molecule: messenger RNA, 4681 nt
Organism: Parasteatoda tepidariorum (common house spider)
Lineage: Eukaryota; Metazoa; Arthropoda; Arachnida; Araneae; Theridiidae
Source: RefSeq, a predicted model, not a curated record